ACUCGAGACUCUGUAUCAUCUGUACCGUACCGAAGCAAAAAGACACCAAAGAGAUCAUAAUGGCCUUCGCAGGUACACUGGCUGAUGCUGAAAUCGCUGCAGCCCUGGAAGGGUGCAAAGACGCUGGCUCCUUCGACCACAAGAAGUUCUUCAAGGCAUGCGGCAUGUCCGGCAAGUCUUCCGAGGAUGUCAAGAAGGCCUUCUUCAUCAUUGACCAGGACAAGAGUGGUUUCAUUGAGGAGGAGGAGCUGAAGCUGUUCCUGCAGAACUUCAAGGCAGGUGCACGUGCCCUCACCGACGAUGAGACCAAGAAGUUCCUCAAGGCCGGUGACACCGAUGGUGACGGCAAGAUCGGCGCUGAUGAGUUCGCUGAGAUGGUUAAGGCAUAAAGUGGCAACUGACCAACAACACCCACAUCGUCCUCCCCCCGUUUCCAUCUGAAUAUAAAUAAUAAUUUUUAUACAUUUGCUUAAGAGACGUUUCCUCCUAUGCAACACACUGUCCAAAAGAAAAAAUGAUGAUUGUGAAUGUCGCUCGGUUGUGUUCAUGUCUUAAAUAUGAAUUUUGCUUACUGUAAAAUUUAUGAUGCACUUUCCAGGUACAAACGGUAAAAAGGAAUAAAUAUUCUUUUA
Centropristis striata (black sea bass) is the source of this 632-nucleotide messenger RNA. RefSeq names its product parvalbumin beta-like. Lineage: Eukaryota; Metazoa; Chordata; Actinopteri; Perciformes; Serranidae. The coding region runs from base 60 to 389 and encodes 109 amino acids. The transcript has 5 exons. The record is from RefSeq and is a predicted model, not a curated record. Gene Ontology annotation, cellular component: cytoplasm; nucleus. Gene Ontology annotation, molecular function: calcium ion binding.